CCAAAUCCAUUCUCACGUCACGGCACGGCACAGCAGCAUUCAACCUUGUACUCAAAUCCAAGUAACGAUCAUUACAGACAGUUACCACCUUAACAUGCAAUAUCAUCUCUGUCUAAAGCAAAAGCUGCCAUUUCUCACUCUCUCAGUCCAUCAUAUUCGCCCAUUCGGGUGUAACAGAUAGAUAAAAAAAGGUAUUUUGCUAAAAGGGAGGAGGAGGAGGAGAAAAAAUUAUUCGUCCAAGUUUCAAGUAAUCAUGCAGAUAAAAUAAUGAAUGGGAAAAGAAAUUUUACUACAAGUGAUUAGUAAUGUUGACUAAUAGUUAGAUUAUCGACGGAGAAUACUCGUUAACAAAUUUGAUGAUAUUGGGAAAGAAACCGAAAAGUAAACAAGGGGAAAAAUAAAAAUAAAAGUUACUAGAAAAGGGAACGCAGUGCUGGAUUGAGUCAAAGGGGCGAAGAAAGAGUGAAGCAGUAAAUCUAUGAUCUAGCUAUCUACAUGGGUGGUGGAGGAACACUCGUGGAAGGGAUUCGACGCUUGUUUCAACGACGCGCUUCUUCUUCUUCUUCUUCUGACCAUCACGACCACAACAAUGUCAAUGCCAAUAAUAGUCUCGUCUUAGUGAGAGAUUUGCGCGCGCAAUUGGCUUCAAUUCCAAACACGCUUCACCCCGAUUCCGAUUCCGAUUUCGAUUUCGAUUUCUCUACCUUGAAGCCCAUCAAAGUUCCCUCACAAAUCCCCUUCAGACCCUCUUCCAUGGAUCAUCACAAAAAGGGUGCACCAGAGACAGAGUUUUUUACCGAGUAUGGAGAGGCAAGUCAAUAUCAGAUCCAAGAGGUUGUUGGAAAAGGAAGUUAUGGUGUUGUGGGUUCUGCCAUUGAUACUCACACAGGUGAAAAGGUUGCAAUCAAGAAAAUCAAUGAUGUUUUUGAGCAUGUAUCUGAUGCCACGCGGAUCCUUAGAGAAAUUAAGCUCUUGCGGUUGCUUAGGCAUCCUGAUAUCGUGGAAAUUAAGCAUAUUAUGCUUCCUCCUUCACGGAGAGAGUUCAGGGAUAUCUAUGUUGUGUUUGAGUUGAUGGAAUCUGACCUCCAUCAAGUAAUCAAGGCAAAUGACGAUCUUACUCCUGAGCACCAUCAGUUUUUCUUGUACCAACUUCUUAGGGGCCUGAAAUAUAUACAUACAGCAAAUGUGUUUCAUCGUGAUUUGAAGCCAAAAAACAUUCUUGCUAACGCUGAUUGCAAACUAAAAAUAUGUGAUUUUGGGCUUGCUCGAGUUUCAUUUAAUGAUGCUCCAUCAGCUAUAUUCUGGACUGACUAUGUUGCAACUCGGUGGUACCGUGCACCUGAAUUAUGUGGUUCUUUUUUCUCAAAAUACACCCCUGCAAUUGAUAUUUGGAGCAUUGGGUGCAUAUUUGCAGAAAUGCUCACUGGGAAGCCAUUGUUUCCUGGGAAAAAUGUUGUGCACCAAUUGGAUCUCAUGACUGAUUUGCUUGGGACUCCUCCUCCUGAGUCCAUUGCAAGGAUUCGAAAUGAAAAGGCUAAAAGGUAUCUUAAUAGCAUGAGGAAAAAACAACCAAUUCCAUUCUCCCAAAAAUUUCCAAAUGCAGAUCCAUUGGCUCUUCGUUUGCUGGAGCGCCUACUUGCAUUUGAUCCAAAAGAUCGUCCAUCAGCUGAAGAGGCAUUAUCUGAUCCUUACUUCACUGGCUUGGCGAACAUGGACCGUGAACCAUCCACUCAACCCAUUUCAAAACUUGAGUUUGAAUUUGAGAGAAGGAAAUUGACCAAAGAUGAUGUUAGAGAGUUGAUUUAUCGAGAGAUUUUGGAGUAUCAUCCCCAGAUGCUCCAGGAGUAUCUUCGUGGUGGAGAUCAAACUAGCUUCAUGUAUCCAAGUGGGGUUGAUCGGUUCAAGCGACAGUUUGCACAUCUUGAGGAGCAUUAUGGCAAAGGUGAACGAAGCACUCCACCAUUGCAGAGACAGCAUGCCUCCUUACCUAGAGAGCGAGUUUGUGCUCCCAAGGAUGAAAGUAAACAAAACAACGAUUCUGAAAAGCCAAGUGGAUCAAAUCUUCAGCAGAGUCCUCCAGGUUCUGAUGAGACAGGUGCUCAAAAUGGAACCUCCAAACCAAACUACAGUGCACGUAGCUUGUUGAAGAGUGCCAGCAUUAGUGCUUCCAAGUGUGUAGUUUUGAAACAAAAUAAAGAUCCAGAGCAAGAGCCAAUUACGGAGGUAAAUGAUGAGGCAGUGGAUGGAGUGACAGGUGAGAUUGCUGCCCUCCAUGCUUGAUUAUAACUUUGGUGGUUUGAAGCACUACAUGCAAAUCCUCCUCGUUGUUAGUGCUAGGACUCAUUUAGUCAUGAACUGCCAUCUUGUAUUACUGUUGUAAUUAUUUAUUUUGUGUACGGAAAUGCAAUGUAUACUAGUCACAUUUUAUUAUGAAACUAAAAAGGAGACAAUGUUAGCAAAACAUGCUCUUCCCCUGUCGUUGGAGGCCUCAGAUACAACGCAUUCGACUCCGCUAAGAAACUGCAGGUUGUGCAGUUGUGGGUUUAUUAAAUUUUAUUUUAUUUUAAAAUAUUAAUUGUUAUGCAAUAAAUUGAAUGAUUGGGAUUCAUGCA
Molecule: messenger RNA, 2612 nt
Organism: Glycine soja
Lineage: Eukaryota; Viridiplantae; Streptophyta; Magnoliopsida; Fabales; Fabaceae
Product: mitogen-activated protein kinase 9-like
Exons: 11
Coding region: 496-2280 (594 amino acids)
Biological process (GO): intracellular signal transduction; protein phosphorylation
Cellular component (GO): cytoplasm; nucleus
Molecular function (GO): MAP kinase activity; ATP binding
Source: RefSeq, a predicted model, not a curated record